Aricia agestis (brown argus) is the source of this 1033-nucleotide messenger RNA. Its product is annotated as trypsin-7-like. Gene Ontology annotation, biological process: proteolysis. The transcript is spliced from 7 exons. The record is from RefSeq and is a predicted model, not a curated record. Gene Ontology annotation, molecular function: serine-type endopeptidase activity. The coding region runs from base 26 to 952 and encodes 308 amino acids. NCBI's taxonomy places the organism in Eukaryota, Metazoa, Arthropoda, Insecta, Lepidoptera, Lycaenidae.
UUUUGCACUAGUUUGAAGCAGCAAGAUGUGGAAGUGUUUUGGUUUUUUAAUUUUCGUGGCGUUGAUUUCUGUUACAACAGAGGAUGAAGACGUUCGUGAAAAUCGAGGUUUAACCAGUAAAAACUUUUUGGGGGGCGUGUGGGGCAACCGUCCUCCCCUGCUUGAGAGUAACCUGCGGUCAACCUGUUCAUGCAAGUGCGGGGAGCGGAACGAGGUAUCCCGGAUAGUGGGGGGAGGGGAGGCGGGCGUGGACGAGCUGCCGUGGAUGGUCAAGCUGAUCUACUUCAAGCGGUUCUACUGCGGUGGCAUGCUCAUUAACGACAGAUACGUGUUAUCCGCCGCACAUUGUGUUAAAGGGUUCAUGUGGUUCAUGAUAAAGGUGACGUUUGGGGAACUAAACCGAUGCAACGCGACGGUGCGCCCGGAGACCAGAUUCGUGAUAAGGGUCAUCACACACAACUUCACUAUGUCCAACUUCGAUAACGACAUCGCCCUGCUGCGUCUUAAUGAGAGAGUGACCAUGUCAGUCGCCAUCAAGCCCAUUUGCUUGCCUACUAACGAUGCUGACCUCUACGUGGGAGUGAAAGGGAUAGCUGCAGGUUGGGGCACUCUGACCGAAGAAGGCAAAGUCUCCUGCACCUUACAGGAAGUGGAGGUGCCAGUGCUCAGUAACAAAGAGUGUAGGAACACGAAAUACACGUCCGCCAUGAUAACCGACAACAUGCUCUGUGCAGGCUACCCGAAAACUGGACAGAAAGAUUCGUGUCAGGGCGACAGUGGUGGUCCUCUUAUUACCGAGAGAAAGCAAGACAAACGCUAUGAGUUAAUAGGUGUCGUUUCCUGGGGCAACGGCUGCGCUCGGAUUGGUUACCCCGGGGUCUAUACUAGAGUGACCAGAUAUUUGAACUGGAUUAGGGAAAACACGAAAGAUGCCUGCUACUGUACUGAAUAAGCAUUAGCAACGAAGCAAAAUUCAGGGGCCUGAUUCUCAAGUCUCGAAUGUCGUCUCUAUCGCGCCUUACAUAGCGCGAAU